Molecule: messenger RNA, 3748 nt
Organism: Culex quinquefasciatus (southern house mosquito)
Lineage: Eukaryota; Metazoa; Arthropoda; Insecta; Diptera; Culicidae
Exons: 5
Coding region: 344-1942 (532 amino acids)
Source: RefSeq, a predicted model, not a curated record
GGGCCAGUAACACUACGAACCAGGACUUUGACUGGUACACCACAGCCAGUCGGAGCAGGUAGCAUACUUUCGGGCGCUUUUCUGGUGCAUAGUUUCUCGUCCCCUGACCCCCCACCCAACUCCAUCUAUCGGCGAAUACUUCUUAUUGGAUUUUUUCAUCUUUUCGUUGCUACAAGUGCCGUGAAAAGUAGUGAUUUUCGUGGUUGAGUUACGGUCGGUUCGCGUUUGGAACAGUGUGAUCCGAAACGAAGUGUGUUGGAUGGUUUUUGCGGAGUGCUGAAUUUCGGACCAGUGGAUUACGGAUAUUCUUCUCACCUCCGGCAUAUAUGAAAGUGGAUUAUGAAUGUGGACUAAAUCAAUUAAUAUCGAGGUGAUAGUAAUCUGCUUCCUGUCGAUCAUACCAUGGCCCGGUCCGAGCGUGUUCAAGAUAUCCUGCUCGCGGGACAGCUCCCGCGUGGUGCGCAAGAUAGUCCAGUCGAAAUGGCUGCCGAUCCUGGAAAAGUACCAGGUCAAACUGCCGCUCGAGUGUCCGUUCCAUCCGCUGCGGGACAUUUUCGGUCCGCAGCAAACCGCCAAAAAGCAGCACCGGCCGAGCCAGUGGACGUGCGGCUUCUGUGGUAAGAGUUUCUUCGAGGAGAAGCACCUGGACAUGCACUUUGAGCACCGGCACAAGGGGAACAUCAACAUGGCGGAGGACGCCAUCUGCCUGGCCGACUACUGCGACAUGAUGCGGUGCGAGGUGCUGAUCGCCAAGGACGCCACGCUGUCGUUCGGUGUCGACCCGAACAUGAUGUCCACCGACAUCGAGGUGUGGAGCGAAUCGACGGCCUACCGAACGGCGCUGACCACGUCCGGUCCGCGGGAUCUGGCCAAGGUGCCGGUGCGGAAAUCGUUGCUUCCAAAAAUACUCCAAACCAUCAAGAACGACAUCCUGAACGAGCGGAAGCCGAUGAGUUCGGCACUUAGCGCGGCGAAGGCCCCGUCCAACUGUGAUGUGUCGGAGCAGAGGAAGGGCGAGGGCGGGAAACGAACCGAUGCUGAAGACUCCAAUGAUAAUUUGGUGGAAGAUGACGACGACGAGGACGAUGAAGAUGAGGACGAUAUUGAUGAUGAGGACGACAGCGACAGCAAUACGACGUCGCAGUGUGACCAGAAUCUGGUUGAUUCGUCACUUCCACCCGUUGACCGGAAGCAGCAACGGCUGUCGGAGAUGCAACGAAUGAAAGCAAACUGCAAGAGUGAAGAGCUUGAUCAGCUGAAGACACGAUGUGAAAUUAUGGUGCGAGACUGCAUCGUUGGUCUGCUGGUGCAGCUGUCCUUGGAGGACUUUAAGAGUAUGGAGGAAGAGCUGAACCGAGCUGUUUGUUGGUAUCUGACCUGUGAACGGUACUGGGAAGAUGGACCGUUAGAUCAGCGAGCUUUCCCUUGGGGUUUGGUGUUUGCCCUCGUCAUGGUACUGUCGCUGGGAGUUUGCUUAUGCUACUACAUCAUUUGGAUACUGUUCGAUGAAGACCACAGUCCGAUCGGAAGUCAACAAAUUACGGCCCAUCCGAGUCCGACGCACGGUCGCCACUACCUGCAGCCCCAGACGACCGCCAGCAUCUACCACCUGCAGGACGGUGGCCACUCCGCGACCAGUCUCAACAGUUUGAGCCACGCAACGUCGUCGGGCGUCGUCUCCAGUGGCAUUGACCUGCAGCACACGCCCCAAAUUCACGCUACUCAGGUGCAGUACGGGGACGAGGGCGGGUACGGCUAUUCCGGUGGACCGGGUGGUAGCGGGUCCAUCAUGGCCGACGGAACGCACUCGGGCGGCGUCGGUGGCAACGGGCCCAACACCGAGUUUAGCGAGCUGGGCCAAAGCGAACACUACAUCUACGUGACCUAUCCGCCAGAACUGAAACGAAGACUACUGGAAAGGAAUUCAACAUCCUAUCUCUAGCCUCAAAUUCGAACCAUAACACCUACUACAACUACCACCACCACCAUACCACUACUAAUCACACUCAUACCGUGGGUGGUAUGAGGAAGAGGAUUCUCGCCGGUAUGCCUGAAAUUGCGCGCAUGCAGCACCACCUCUCUGAUCCCUCUCUUUGACUAACCAAAAAAAAAAACAAACCAAAGACCUUCUGAACCAACCUUCAUUGCCGAAUCAGUACCGUUUCCGAACAUCUCUGUCCCUAUCUGUUUUACGUGUGUACCGUCACCAUCCGAUAUUUAUACAUACAACAAUUAGUGCUCCACAACCCAACCAAAAAAAUUAAAUUCCGUUCAACUAGUUAGUAAAUCAAACAUUUUCUCGUUUCUUUUUUUCUUGUUUCAUUCAUUUUUUUCUUUUCUUCCUUUAGCUGCUACAAUAGAACGACCCGUCUAUGAUUGAUUAGAUUUGAAACACUCAAACUGUUUACUUUCGUAGGCUAAACCAAAAGAAAUUCAUUAGAACAGCUAAACAACAACUACAGUAGAUCACACUCAUUCAGGACCAUUGUCACACCCAAAUUACUAGCAGCAUGAAAGAGAGAGAGAGAUAAAGUUUGAGCUUAAAUAACAGGCAACAACAAACUAACACUGAGAGCAGUUACCGAAAUCGUAGAUCCUAAAUGUAAAACAACAAUUCAAAUGAUGAACAAAACACUAAAACUAGUAGAUGAUCUUGAUGCAAGAAACAAACAAAAAACCUAGAGAUUCACAACGAGAGUGCUUACGAAACUGAUGUUUUAAUGCCGAAAGAAUGUCUUCGUAGAAUACACAAAACUACUCUAAAGCCGGAGUUUAGAACAAUUUAUCGCGCAGCUGUAGUUCACACACUUAGCACGCUUUUAGUUUGUUACUUGAUUUGUAGUCGAAUUAAAGUGUUUCCCCUUUAAAAAACAGAACAGGUAAAUCCAGCUAGUGGAUUGAGUGGACUUUUGAUUUAGUUUUAUUGUUUACGCUAAUUUCAACAUUUAGAUAGUUUCACCAGAUCACCACUACAGUUAAGCCUGUGUAAAAACAAGUCAAACAGUAUCCUUAAUUUAUUUUAGUAACCUAAGACCAAGCCGCAUUCAGAGCGACAAGAGCAAUAUAAGUUACUUAACGAAAAGGCAGCCUUUGAUUCCCCGUACUAUGUGCAUCGUUUACCUUUAACUCUAUAAAGUACAAAACCAACCGCUAGAAGAGACGUUUCCCAUUACAGAAAACAAAUAAAAUACGAGAAUCGCUUUAAAAAUGCGUUAGUCAAACCUUUUUCUAAAUCUAAACGAAUAAUCGUGUUCGCAGGGACAGCCGAGCGCAACGUUUUCUUCUAAUAUCGCCCCCCAAACAACUCUAAGACGAAUUUUAUCGUUUAACUAAAACUAAAAUUUUCCAUUUUUACAUAAGACAAGUAAACUUGCGAACCAACACGUUGUGAGCGCGCGCGCCUAGAAGGUAAUGGAUAAUCAAUUUCUCACCCGUUUUUUGUACGAUAUGAACAAAUUUAAUGAAAUCACACAAGUUACACAACCGAUAACAGAGAUUCUACUAAGAAAUGCAUUUCCUUUUGCCCUCGUUAUACUUUUUGAAAAUAAAUAAAAUUUACUAAAAAAGAGAAAAUACAGAACAUGAAUCCUAAACAUGAUGCGAUAGUGAACUAUUUAGUGAUUUAGAUCAAUGAAGGCUAACCCAAUUCUAGUAUUAAUAUAAAAAAGGUAAAAGUAUUACAACAAAAAAAAGCGACUAUGGAUGAUCAGAUUCAGCAUCGUAAAAUAAACCAAAAUUUAUAAAAUAG